AUGAUUCCAGAAAAGUUUCAGCACAUUCUUCGUGUUAUGAACACAAAUAUCGAUGAAGACGAAGUCGAAAAACUUGUCACUGUUAUGGCCAACCCUCGCCAGUACAAAAUUCCAGAUUGGUUUUUGAAUAGGCAAAAGGACGUAGAGGAUGGCAAACACAGUCAACUCAUGUCACAGGCUCUGGAUACCAAGCUUCGUGAAGAUCUUGAGCGCUUAAAGAAAAUCCGCGCCCACCGUGGCCUGCGGCAUUAUUGGGGCCUUCGUGUUCGUGGUCAGCAUACAAAGACCACUGGUCGUCGUGGACGUACAGUCGGUGUGUCUAAGAAGAAGUAA
Molecule: messenger RNA, 333 nt
Organism: Dibothriocephalus latus
Lineage: Eukaryota; Metazoa; Platyhelminthes; Cestoda; Diphyllobothriidea; Diphyllobothriidae
Source: the annotation of a GenBank genome assembly